Onychostoma macrolepis is the source of this 5278-nucleotide messenger RNA. RefSeq names its product forkhead box C1a (gene foxc1a). The transcript has a single exon. Lineage: Eukaryota; Metazoa; Chordata; Actinopteri; Cypriniformes; Cyprinidae. The coding region runs from base 208 to 1668 and encodes 486 amino acids. Gene Ontology annotation, molecular function: DNA-binding transcription factor activity, RNA polymerase II-specific; RNA polymerase II cis-regulatory region sequence-specific DNA binding. Gene Ontology annotation, biological process: anatomical structure morphogenesis; regulation of transcription by RNA polymerase II; cell differentiation. The record is from RefSeq and is a predicted model, not a curated record.
GAUGCUUAGCGUUCAGAAGUUUUCCAAUGCGCGCUCCGACAGACAGAGGUGGCCAGUACGCGAGUCCAAUCCACUAGUCACAUUUUGUAAAUACGGUGGCAUAACGUGGACUCUCGGUUGGACUGCCUUCCCGGUUUCAGAGGACUUUGUGGAUUGCUUCAGACUUCUUGACGUCUGUUCUUCGCCAGCGCCGUUUGGAGAGAAGUCAUGCAGGCGCGCUAUUCCGUCUCCAGUCCCAACUCGCUGGGAGUCGUGCCGUACAUCAGCAGCGACCAAAGUUAUUACCGGGCCGCCGCCGGAGGGGGGUACACCGGGAUGCCAGCUCCCAUGAGCAUGUACUCUCACGCGGCCCAUGAGCAGUACCCUGCCAGCAUGGCGAGGGCGUACGGACCGUACACGCCGCAGCCGCAGCCCAAGGAUAUGGUAAAACCGCCGUACAGUUACAUCGCGCUCAUCACGAUGGCCAUCCAGAACUCCCCAGACAAGAAGGUGACCCUAAACGGCAUUUAUCAGUUCAUAAUGGAGCGCUUUCCCUUUUACAGGGACAACAAGCAAGGUUGGCAGAACAGUAUCAGACACAAUCUAUCCCUGAACGAGUGCUUUGUCAAAGUGCCCCGCGAUGACAAAAAGCCUGGUAAAGGCAGCUAUUGGACCCUGGACCCGGACUCGUAUAAUAUGUUUGAGAACGGCAGCUUUUUGCGCCGACGACGGCGUUUCAAAAAGAAAGACGCCUUGAAGGAUAAAGACGAGCGAAACGUCAAGGAAGCGCCUUCUCGCCAGCAGAAUCAGAACCAGAAUCAGACGAACCGCGAUCAGGAGCAGUCGGCGCCAGGCUCGCAGCCAGUGCGCAUUCAGGACAUUAAAACCGAGAACGGCACAUCCACGCCUCCGCAAGCCGUGUCUCCCUCGCUAAGAACCGUUCCCAAGAUCGAGAGCCCCGACAGCAGCAGUAUAUCGAGCGGUAGCCCUCACAGCAUCCCCUCCACCCGCUCUCUCAGCCUGGACAGCGCCGGCGAACAGCAGCAGCAGCAACAGCAGCAGCAUCACCACCAAGGCCAGGCCGCCGCGCAGGGCUUCAGCGUGGAUAACAUCAUGACCUCCCUCCGCGGCUCGCCUCAGAGCUCCGGCGAGCUCACCCCGUCUCUCGUGGCCCCCUCACGGACAGGUAUAACUCCCACGUUGUCCCUGAACUAUUCUCCCAAUCAGACGUCUGUGUACAGCUCGCCUUGCAGCCAGAACUCAAUCUCGACUACCUCCAACGCCACCUAUCAUUGCAACAUGCAGGCCAUGAGCUUGUACGCGGGCGGGGAUCGCUCGGGCCACUUGGCCACCACUACCACCACCGUGGACGAAACUCUGCCCGAUUACUCGAUCACGACCACCACGUCGUCCUUAAACCACGGGAAUCCUCAGGAGGGCCACCAUGCGCACCAAGGGCGCCUCGCGUCAUGGUACCUAAACCAGGCUGGAGACAUUGGCCAUCUAGGCGCCACUUACCCUGCGCAGCAGCAGAACUUCCACUCGGUCCGAGAGAUGUUCGAAUCGCAGAGAAUCGGUCUGAAUAACUCGCCGGUGAACGGGAAUAACAGCUGUCAAAUGUCGUUUCCCCCGAGUCAGCCCAUAUACCGCACGUCGGGGGCUUUUGUGUACGACUGCAGCAAGUUUUGACCAAACAAGUAGCCUAUUUUUUGUUCUCCUUCUUCGUUUUGUUGUUGUUGAUUUCCUCUGUUCUCGAUACCGAGAGACGCUGAUAGCUAUUUACCGACUCUACCCCCGUGAUGGACUGAAAAGAAACCGAACACAAACGCGAGUCAGACACACUUGAUCUUGGUUUGUUAAGGACAGUGUUACUUCGAAUAACACGUAAGUCUUCUUCGUUUUUGUGAGCUAUAUGCUGGGCUGUGUUGACGUGCGUCAGACGUUUAUGGACUUGUUAUUACGUGUAAAUUGCAUAUAGUAAUUUAUUUCUAAAGUGUAGCCGGAUAUUAUGGACCAAACACCAAAAAGUGUUUCUAAAUCGAACUGCAUUCAUUGUCCAAAUGUUCCACUAUAACAAGGAACGGAACAUGUAUAACGCCAUAUUCUUUCAAAUUAUCUCCUUUUGUUGAAAAAGUAUUCUGAAGGAACUGCAUUGUUUGUUUAAUAAAUUGCCAUGCUAUUUGAGUUAAAAUUAGGCUACGCCUGAUUUCUUAAACCCCUUUCAGGAACAGAACUGUGUGCUAGUAUAGAGUAAUAAUGCAUUUAGAGCACAAUAGCUUGAAGAAAGUGCCAAUUACCUCCAUAAAUGAUCCAAAUAAGCGUGCCGAAAUGAUUCGGCUUUGCUGUGGCACAGUUUCUUGAUCCAAACGCCCGUCUAAUGCUAAAAUGCAACAAGAAACGAAUAAAUAUCUGAUCGUGCACGCUGAUUUAUAUGAAAAUAAUCACAGGCCCUGCAAGCAAAUUAAUAUUUUACGGAACCGUGCAAUAGCCUACUAAAUAUGCAUUCAUCAGCUUGAGAUUUAUUUUAAUUUUCUUUAUUUUUUAAUGUUAUUAAUUAAAUGCUAUUUAUGUCUAGGUUUUUAGUAAUUUUAUCAUUACUCAUUACAUAUUUUAUUAAAUCUAAAUUUAGCAACAUUCUACGCUUAUAUUGUAUAUACUAAAUAAAUACAUUAAAUACAAAAUAUGAAAAUAUCAUGUGAUUCAAUUAAAUUAAAUUUGUCUAGAAUCCACGGCCCGCAAUUAAGUAAGGCGGAAUUCAGACGUACAAUAUUAUUAUUCUUAUUACAAUUAUUAUUAUUGUUAUUAUCUGUAUAGUAACUGUAAAAAUAAUUCAAUUGUAAGCUAAAAAUGUGGUUAAUGUGGUAGCAUCCAAUUCAUCUGGGUUUAAGUCAAAAUAUUAUUUAAUGUGCCUGAAUCAAAUUCAUGAAUCUAAGUUACACCACUAAAAUCCUUUUGAAGGUUUAGACCAGAUAAAUCUCUUUAAACAACAACUGCAUAUUUUAUGUUUUUACAGAGCAAUAGCAGUGGUAGUAACAUAAUCAACUAUUGUCAUGCAGUUUAUAUUUUAAUUGAUGUGAGGUGACGACGUGUUUUGUUAUAAUUUGCUCUUACGCAACUCCAUAAGCAGACUCCGACUGUCUGUCAUCGUCGUGACCUGAGGCUUUUGGGAACAGUGUUUGGUCAUUGUAAUUCAGCACUUGUGUUCAGUGUCCACGUGUUUACUUGCACAUAGCUUGGUUAAUAUCAUACCAGACAUGCCAAAGAUACUCAGAUCACCACUAGAGGAUUCAGCAGGACUUCUAGAAGGCGCAGCAUAAAUAUACUUAAAGAGGCGCGUCCUCAGAAAAGGCCUAUGCAGAAAAUCAACUCCUGUGUACAAUUUAAAAAAAACUAAAAGAUGCAGAUUAUAUGUAGUUAAAUCUUCUGACGUUUAUCUGGACAUCCACCAGUCAGGUUAAAGAAACAUGCCACUAAAAUACCCGUAUGUUUAAUAGCAUUUCUUGAUUCACAUUUAUUCAGAAAUGCUAUUUGGGAAUAAGCGAGUGGCAUCUCCUUUUAUUUUUCUUCAUUGUAUUGAUGUGAUGCCACGAACAUUUAUAGGCUUUUAAAUGAUACAAUUUUCCAAACAAUUAAGUAAAAUGUGAAGAAUAUGUAACUGUAAAAAGUGAUGAUCUGCAACUGUUACCUUAACGAUCUGAUUGAUCUCAUAAACUUUUAUGGUUUUAUUGGUAUUGGUAUAAAUUAAUGUAUUUAGGUUGAUUCAGAUAUAUUAAAUAAUAUUUUUGACUCGAAUGAAACCAGUUAACGGAGAUGUUACCAUUUUUAUCAGUGUAUGAAAGCUCGCUGAUACUUAAACUUGUUUUAAAUGUUUAAGUUUGUGUAUAUUUAUUAUUAUUAUUAUUUACGGACAAUAUUAUAUUUUUAUGUAUUUAUUUUAGUCUGCGGCCCAGUUAUAGGCCCAAAGACCUUGAGGGCAAAGGCACACGUGUUCUCAUUGCCUCACAUAUUUUCAUUGCAUGAGCGGUUGGUAGUGAUUACAGCGGUUAAUUAAUCGGCCAAUUAACUUGCGUGCUUCAACAAAACGGCUCGGGUUUGCCUCGUUCACUCGGGACGGUAUGUGGUAAAUGUGCCCAUAUUCCGUUUGUUUAAAAUUUUACUUUUAAAAUAGUAGGCCUACUCACACUAACUUUUCAGAACGUUCAUAUGCAUAAUAUGUAUAGAUAUGAACAUAACCGAUUUUGGAGCAUUUGUUAGUGCCGGCAAUAAUAAUAAUAGCCUGGCAUAGGCUUAUUAUUAAUUAUUAUUAUUAUUGAUAAUAAGAAUAAGAAUAAUAGGUUUCAGUAUCAGUAAUUGUACAUAAAUGAAACAUGACACUUACAAUUUUAGUUACAGCUUACAAAUAAUUUGUGCAGCGCAUGUGCGUCUGGUCACAAUGAAUUUUGGCCUUCACAGCGCAUUCUCUCCCCACAAAAAAAAAGUUGUAAUCAUGCUCAUAAAAGUCAUUAGAGCCUUUCCCGAGUAAUAAACAAACGUCGUGUUAAGCCCAAGAUUGAUGGCGCCCUCACAGAACGGGCCAGGUCAGGAAGGAAUAAAAUUCAAUCAGUGCGCAGGAAUCAUUUUUCAUGAGACGGAAAAGGCAGAAGGGGACGGGGGUCAAUAGGGAGGAUGUCGGCCGCCGGAGCAGCAUCAACAAUACCGCAGGAGAACAGCGACAUGAACGUGCUGUGUACUCCAGAUCAGCUCCUUAAAUCUGCAUGAUUUCCAGCUCCCUCACGAGCAGUCUUAUCGGACAGAACAGAGCAGAGCGGUCUGAGUUAUAGGACAGUCCAGGUGCAGAGAGGUGUGUUUUGCUGCUUGCAGGCCUUCAUUUGAAAUUCCACAUGCAUGCUUUCAUUCGAGCUCUUGGAUUGAGAGAGAUCCUGACUCCUGCACCAGGCUGGAGCUUGGAGUGUUUUAGGCGUUGCAUUCUCUCGUUCUUGAAAUAGCUGUUUCACCCCAGAUUAAUAGCCUACAUGUUACGUAGCAAAGGGCCUAUUUUGCUUUGACAAUCGUCUUUUAAUUUUAACGUUCAAAUAAUGAAUUGAAAUGCUGUUCGUCAUUUGUUCAAAAUUUACCACCAAACAGAAAAGUUUCGCUGAGCGAUAUUUUUUAGCAACAUGAAAGCCUAAACCAAACAUAAAUUCCAAAAGAACAUUUGCAACAAUUUAUGUAAAAUGUUUCUCUUUAAUACAUUUUCCGUUCUAAAACGUACUUUUAAAAUGUUAAAAAUGUUUAUUAAUAAAAUGCUACACAAUCCUGA